This is a messenger RNA of Gigantopelta aegis, 703 nucleotides long. RefSeq lists its product as uncharacterized. NCBI's taxonomy places the organism in Eukaryota, Metazoa, Mollusca, Gastropoda, Neomphalida, Peltospiridae. The coding region runs from base 101 to 439 and encodes 112 amino acids. The transcript has 5 exons. The record is from RefSeq and is a predicted model, not a curated record.
CUUCCUUGAGUUGGCCGAGGUGUCAUUUGUCAUUCAUUUUCAGAGUUAUUAUUCUAAAAGGAAACUAACUGCUUCCACGAAACAGAGAAGAAACCUCAAGAUGGAGGUUGUUCUUUCAAGAGACAGGAUCACCAAGCAACAGGUCGAUCUUAUUGUAAACUGUAUUCUGUCAGAUAUCGGAGCUGAACGACAAGGACACAUGGAGAUAUGCAUCACACCGCUAAACACGCGGUCACAUGAAAAAGAGGAAGUCGAUGUUAUUGUAAACUGUAUUCAGUCAGAUAAACAUUUGUCCGAUCGUGGUGUAUCUUCUAGAAGGACUGAUAUCGGAGAUGAACAACAAGGACACAUGGAGAUAUGUAGCACACCUCAAGUCGGUGCUAUUGUAAGCAGUAUUCUGUCAGAUAAACAGCUUGUCCGAUCGUGGUGUAUCUUCUAGAAGGACUGAUAUCAGUGUUGAACGACAACGAAGCAUGGAGACACCUCUACAGACGUUGUCACAUGGAGAAGAGGAAGUUAGUAUUGAUUACUAGUACUUAAUACACCACGACUGGUAUAUCAAAGGCCGAUUAUGAUCGAUUAUAAUCGAAAAUUGAUCGGAUUGGCUCUUACAAUGUGAUGUUUGAUUAUAAAAAUCCAUAAUUGGUUGUGUUGGAAAAUGUUAACUGUAACCGUUCCUCCAGUAUAGAUGAUAAAAUUGAUG